AUGGCGCCCGCAGCAACCGGAGGCAAGAAGCAAAAGAAGAAGUGGUCCAAGGGCAAGGUCAAGGACAAGGCCCAGCACGCCGUCGUCCUCGACAAGGCCACCAACGACAAGCUUCAGAAGGAUGUCCAGUCCUACCGUCUGAUCACUGUCGCCACCCUUGUCGAUCGUCUCAAGAUCAACGGCAGCCUUGCCCGCCAGGCUCUCAACGACCUUGAGGCCAACGGUCAGAUCAAGAAGGUCGUCGGUCACUCCAGCCUCAGCAUCUACACCCGCGAAGUUACUGCCGAGUAA
Molecule: messenger RNA, 291 nt
Organism: Penicillium salamii
Lineage: Eukaryota; Fungi; Ascomycota; Eurotiomycetes; Eurotiales; Aspergillaceae
Source: the annotation of a GenBank genome assembly